UCCUUCUUCCUAAUGAUGGGGCGCCUGGUCAGAAUGGCUGCCGGGUGGUUCUACUUGUCCUUCUAUGCACUGUCGCUGCUGGGCCUGAUGUGCAUCAUCCUCGCCGUCUACUGGAUGCAGCUGUGGCAUGGUGGCUUUGCCUGGGAUGGCACCAGCCUCAUGUUCAACUAUCACCCCGUGUUCAUGGUCGCCGGCUCAGUGGUGGUCUACAGUGCUGCAUCGCUGGUGUACCGCCUGCCGCAGUCGUGGGUGGGGCCCAAGCUGCCAUGGAAGAUUGGCCACGCAGUCCUGCACCUGCUGGCCUUCAUCCUGACCGUGCUGGGGCUGGUCGUCGUCUUUCAGUUUCACAACCACGAAAACACCGUCAGCCUCUACUCCCUGCACAGCUGGCUGGGCAUCGUCACCGUCUUCCUUUUUGCCUGCCAGUGGUUCCUGGGCUUUGUCGUCUUCCUUCUGCCGUGGGUGUCCGUGUGGCUGCGCAGCCUCCUUAAACCCAUCCACGUCUUCUUUGGAGUUAUCAUCCUCUUUCUGUCCAUUGCGUCUGUCAUUUCCGGCAUUAAUGAGAAGCUCUUCUUCAGUUUGAACAACAACACCCAGCCAUACUCCAGUCUGCCCAGUGAAGCUGUCUUUGCCAACAGCACCGGGAUGCUGGUCGUGGUCUUUGGGCUACUGGUGCUCUAUAUCCUCCUGGUUUCAUCUUGGAAACGUCCAGAGCCAGGGAUCCUGAGCGAAGGACAGCCCCUGUUGUGUGACGGGGAGUGAAGCGGGAAGGGCACCCACGAGCAGGUGGAGGUGUUUCCCCCCAGAAGCUCUUCUCUGCCAGGGCCUCCUCUCUGGUUUCGGCAACAGACCAGCUUUGCGCUCUGGGCCCGAACCUCUUCUGGCCUCCACGUGGGGCCUGCUCUCCCCACCGAUCUCCUGCCCACCCGCUCUGCUUGGUGGCUUCUCUACCCCUUCCUGGCAUCGACUUCUCGGGUUCUCCACACACGCCGCCCCAGCUGCUCACGCUGUGUGCUCCCUGCUCCCUGUGUGAAGUCAAGCUGAUUUCCCCUCUCGGCCCCUAAGGAUCUGGUAGAGACUCUCUCCAGCUCAGAUAAGCCAGGACGCAGGUGCAACCUGUACGUGGAAAGUGAGGGAGGUAACGGUGUCCGGCAGCUUUCCCUGGAAGGCGUGCGUUAUAUUUGGGCCGCCCUGACCGUUGGGCGGCCAGCAUCGGCCGUGCCCUCCAUCCAGCCCGCCCAGACGUGAGGCUGGAAUGGAGAAGGUGGAAGGUGAUGGAAGGUGAUGGAAGGAGGAGAAGGGCAGCAGAGGGGCUUCCGCAGAGAAGCUGAGGAGCUGACUGCUCUUUGCUGUUCUGUUUCGUGUCGCUGCAUUCCUCGUCCGCCUGCACUGUGACCACGUGCCUCCACCUCUCGCUGCUGCCACAGCCCUGGCCUAGAUCCUGGCCUUUCCCUGUGACUUACGUGCCCGUCAAUGUCGGGCAGCCCGAGGAACCCUGAUGACCUGCUCUCCCAAGAACCGCGUGUCCCCGGCUGCCCCACAAGGGAUGCCCCUGCCUGGAUCAGGGCCUCCCCACCUGGCCCCGGGCAGGCUCAGCCUCGCUCUCUUGGCAGAGCCCCUGCCCAGCUGAUUUUCACUCUCUAGCUCCCCAUGCAACAAGCCAAAGUUGUGGUGCAUUGUGCCCCGUGGGCCGCUUUCCAAGGUGCUCCCUGCUGAGUACCGGAGUGCCUCAUUUGCCCCCUCAGUGGCUACUUUCUUGGCCAAACCCAGUCUCCUGUUAUGCCUGAGGGCGAGCUGCGGGGGGGGUGGGGGGGGUGAGUAGUGGGGGAUGGGACGGGGGAAUCUGCUCCUCUCUGAAGUGAUGGGGCUGUGGCUUUUCCCGCCCUCUCCAAAUGAGCCCUGCUGGGACCCAGCUCCAUAUUGCCGUGCUCAGUGACCAGCAGCACCAGUGCACUUACCCCUGGCAGGUGGUGAGGAGGCGGACCGUCCACCCCAACCCCGUGUGGCCCGAUGUCGGCAGGACUGUGACUGGACUUCCUGAGGGGAUGGAGCCUUUGAAGCCACUGGGAUGACUUCCAGGCACCUCAGUCACGUGCCCCGCGCCCCCUCUUUCCGUAUGGGUGGAGCUGUAACUUGUUCACGCAGCUUGGUUUCCUUUAAUCGUGUUUUAAAGAAUCAAAGCCUUCUCUACUGUGA
Neofelis nebulosa (Clouded leopard) is the source of this 2196-nucleotide messenger RNA. Its product is annotated as lysosomal membrane ascorbate-dependent ferrireductase CYB561A3. The record is from RefSeq and is a predicted model, not a curated record. Lineage: Eukaryota; Metazoa; Chordata; Mammalia; Carnivora; Felidae. Gene Ontology annotation, cellular component: lysosomal membrane. Gene Ontology annotation, molecular function: oxidoreductase activity. Bases 13 to 762 code for a protein of 249 amino acids. The transcript is spliced from 6 exons.